This is a messenger RNA of Oryza brachyantha (malo sina), 3223 nucleotides long. RefSeq names its product ATP-dependent DNA helicase Q-like 5. The transcript has 21 exons. Gene Ontology annotation, molecular function: four-way junction helicase activity; 3'-5' DNA helicase activity; nucleic acid binding. The coding region runs from base 61 to 2811 and encodes 916 amino acids. Gene Ontology annotation, cellular component: nucleus; chromosome; cytoplasm. Lineage: Eukaryota; Viridiplantae; Streptophyta; Magnoliopsida; Poales; Poaceae. Gene Ontology annotation, biological process: double-strand break repair via homologous recombination. The record is from RefSeq and is a predicted model, not a curated record.
UCUUACUCCUUCCUCGUCGGCCGGCCCGCGCCACAAGCUCAGCAGCCGCCGCCUCCGGAGAUGUACUCCCCGCCCCACGCCGCCGACUCCGACUCCGAGGGCUCCCUCCUGUCCGACGUCUCCGCCUCCCCGCCACGCCGCCGCUCGCCGCCUCGCCCAUCUCCGCCUGCGCCACCGCCCAAGCGCCGUCCUAGGCCCGCCCCUACCCCUACCCCUACCCCAGCGCCCAAGCCCAAGGUCAAGCGCACGCCGUCCGCUGUCCCCGCCCCGCCGCCUGCGAUCCGGGCCGCCGCGCUCUCCGACCCGCAUGGACUCGCCGCGCGCAUUGCCGCCGGCCCCGCUGUUACCGCGGCGUCCAGCACGGUCUCCUCCUCGUCUUUCCGCCGUCUCGUCCAGUCGCGCAACCCCUCCUUCGAUCCGUCCACCGCCUUCACGGCUCCAGCCGCUGCCCCCUCCGAGGUGCCAAGCGCCGCGCCAUGCCUGGCCCCGGCCACCGAAGCGCCGCCGCAGGCCAGGCCCAAGCGGAUGCACCCCAAUUCAGUGUCGGAGGUACCCGCCGCGACGGCGGCGGAGCAGCCGAAGCGGCCAAGAGGGGGAUCCGAGGGCAACUUCGUGCGGCUCAACAUCAACGGGUACGGCCGGAAGAGGACUUUCAAGAAUGCGCAGGCCAGGCGCUCGACGAAAUACCGCUCCUGGCGGCGGCAACGCGCCGCCGGUGCAGUACCACGGGCCCAGGGCGACGAAGAAGGGGAGUUUGUGGCGGAGGCCCUGCUGGAACGGGAGAAGAAGGCAGCUAGCGAUAGUGUUUUGGAGGCUGUCGAGAGUGUGAGAGAGGACCCAUCGGAGCAAAAUCUCCAGAGCUUGCUGAAGGCAGCAUAUGGGUUCGAUUCGUUCCGUGAUGGGCAGCUUGAGGCGAUCCAGAAUGUUGUUGCAGGGGAGUCAACAAUGCUUGUGCUGCCCACUGGUGCUGGCAAAUCGCUAUGCUAUCAGGUGCCUGCUAUGAUUUUGCCUGGACUGACACUGGUGGUGAGUCCACUCCUUUCCUUGAUGAUUGAUCAAUUGAGGAAGCUCCCUGCAUUUCUACCAGGCGGUCUUCUUGGUAGCAGUCAGACGUCUGAUGAGUUUCAUGAUACGCUACAAAGGCUGCGUGCAGGGGAAAUAAAGGUGCUUUUUGUUUCCCCUGAGAGAUUCUUGAACGAAGAAUUUCUCUUGAUAUUCAGGGACACACUACCAAUAUCUCUUGUGGCGAUUGAUGAAGCCCAUUGCAUUUCUGAAUGGUCACAUAAUUUCAGACCUUCAUAUCUGAGGCUUCGAGCAUCACUGCUUCGGAGAAAGCUGAACGUUCAAUGUAUUCUUGCAAUGACUGCAACUGCAACAACCCAAACCUUGGAGGAGAUAAUGAAUGCCUUGGAAAUACCAUCUGGUAAUCUCAUCCAAAUGUCUCAAAUAAGGGAAAACCUACAGCUGUCUAUCAGCACAAGUGAUAACAGACUAAAGGAUUUGAUUUUGUUACUGAAGUCUUCCCCUUUUGUUGACAUGAAAAGUAUUAUUGUCUAUUGCAAGUUUCAGGCAGAAACUGAUUUUGUCUCGAAGUACUUGUGUGAUAACAACAUUACUUCCAAGAGCUAUCAUAGUGGACUUCUGAUGAAGAACAGGAGCCGUGUACAGGAGCUCUUUUGCUCUAACAAAAUAAGAGUGGUUGUUGCAACUGUGGCAUUUGGCAUGGGUCUUGAUAAGAGUGACGUCGAAGGGGUGAUUCACUAUAGCCUGCCAGAAAGCUUAGAAGAAUACAUCCAGGAAACUGGCCGUGCUGGGAGGGAUGGACGGUUAUCACACUGUCAUCUACUUCUUGAUUCAGCGACAUUCUAUAAAAUCCGUAGUCUUUCACACAGUGAUGGUGUUGAUGGAUAUGCAAUGAGCAAAUUUCUUUACCAGAUAUUUUCCUCUGAAAACACAACAGGAUGUAUUUGUUCCUUGGUUAAAGAGUUGACCUCACGCAAGUUUGAUAUAAAGGAAGAGGUGCUUUUGACAAUUCUCACUCAGCUGGAAAUUGGUGAUCAGCAAUACAUCCGAUUACUUCCUCAGUUCAGUGUUACCUGCACAUUGUAUUUUCACAAGACAUCACCACAACUGCUUGCUGACAAGGAUAUACUAAUUAGAUCGGUUUUAAAUAGAUCAGAGAUGAAGGAUGGACAUUAUAUCUUUGACACACCAAGAAUUGCUAAUGAUCUGAAGAUCACUAUGAAUGAAGUAUUUGACCACCUGCAUAAAUUAAAGUUUUCAGGAGAAGUUUCAUUUGAAUUGAAAGACCCUGCCUACUGUUAUGUGAUCUUGUGGAGGCCAGAUGACGUCAAUGCUCUUUCAACAAAUCUCACGAAAUGGCUUUCUGAAGUUGAGAGCUCAAAGAUCAGGAAAUUAGAUGCUAUGUUUGCUCUUGCAAACUUUGCUGUAAAUGGGUGUAAAAGGACUGGUGGAUGCACUGGUUCCCAGCACACUCCGUGCAUUCAAAAGAAGAUUAUGGAAUACUUCAGCAAGGGUGACGGCACAUCAGAGAGUGGUUGCAGCACUCAGUUGCAGAAGAGCAGCCCAUUCUUGCAAGCCGAUAUAAAGGUGUUUAUUCAAAGCAACUCAUUCGCAAAAUUCACCCCGAGAGCUGUUGCAAGGAUCAUGCACGGCAUCUCGAGCCCUGCUUUCCCGUCUGCCACUUGGUCCAAAAAUCACUUCUGGGGACGUUAUGUGGAGGUUGAUUUUCCGUUGGUCAUGGAAGCAGCCAAAGCUGAGCUGGUUAAACUUGUUGGAAAAGGAGAAUAGUCUUAGUACCUGGCGAUCAAGAACAGCUCUUGCCCAGCUACCUGUACAUACUCGCAUGCUUGCAAGUGACUGCAGCCACCAAAUCAAAUAUAGACAUCUAAAAGAGGCCGUAAAGAAGACAUUGCUGCUCUACAGACUACAGCAAGCAUCCUUCUGCAGCAAAAGACCCAAGAUUUGCCUCAAGCUUGCCUCAAGGUGAAAUCUACAGAAAGGUACGAUUCAAUAUGGAGCAAGAAUGGAGUGUCGCGGAAGUAACAGUCAGAAAGCAGAACCAUUCUUCUACAGAAAACACUGCUCCAUAUCUGUUCUUUUUCACUGCCCUUUUUGAUUCAAAAAGGGAAUAAAAAGGUAGGCCAUCUUCUAGUUUUUUCAUGAAAAAUGCGAAACGAUAUAUUUAUAAAUAAAACUUUUA